Ambispora leptoticha is the source of this 2955-nucleotide messenger RNA. Lineage: Eukaryota; Fungi; Glomeromycota; Glomeromycetes; Archaeosporales; Ambisporaceae. The record is from the annotation of a GenBank genome assembly.
AUGCAAAGGCCAGCAGAGUUUACGAACAGGGAAGCAGGAGUAGGAGAUGAAGGUUGCUGUGAGGAUAAAUCCAUAUUGGGUGCAUUCUCGUCUCGACCGCAAUCCACAUCCGGUAAUACACAAAGUAAAAUCAGAAACAUGUCGACAGCACCUACGCGAAAUGGCCAUCGUGGGGGUAAUCACAUAAAUCCAAAUCACCCAUACCUAACAUCCGACAAUUUGUCGUUCGCGCCUUCCUCGCCACAAAAGGGAGGAGACGUCGAGGCGACACUAAACGACAUUAACAGUCAAACCAAUUUUCUCUCGCGCGAACAGAUUGAAGAUGCGGCGGCAAUGCUGGCACAACUUGCCACCACCCCUUCAAAAGACACCUCAUAUCUAUCCCUCUUUCAAAAUCCCACCAACGCUACCAAAUAUCUCGAUGAAAAACAACCUAUACUGCAUCAUCAUCAUCAAUCGGCGCAUCAAGAAGUGUCAACUUCUAAAAAACAUUUAAAAAGAAGUGUCUCCUUUAAUCAUUCUAGUAGACCCACCUCUCCACGUCAACAAACCUCGUCAUCCAGUUCGUACAUUGAUGUGGCGGAAGUGUUGGCUACCACUGUGUCACUUGUCCGAGAGAACAAUAGGAAACUCGAUAAGACAAUUGAUGAGGUUCGAGGUGAAAACGCCCACAUCGGCAUGAGGAAUAAUGAUAUCGAGUAUGAAAUAUUAUCGCUUAGUAACCAGCUAACGAACAUGGAAAAUAAGUACAGAGAACAAUUAUUGGGCAAAGAAAAAUUGAUAGAAGAAUUGGACAAAGAUAGUCGACGAAAAAGUGAAAUGAUGCAAAAUCAAGGUCCGGAUGCUCAGACCACCGAGACAAUACGUCAAAUGGAAGCCGAGCUACGUGCCAAGAAUAAAGCAAUCACAGAACUAAAUAAGCGGAUCACGGUCACCGCACGACAAGUUAGUGACUUAAAAGAAAAAGAAAAGAAGUUGGAGGCAAUAUCAAAUCAACUCGCACGAUAUCAGACACUGGAGGCUGAGUGGAAAGAUAAACAGGCAACUCUCGAUGGACUUUCAUUACAAUUAGAGACACUUCGUCAGCGAGAAGCUGAACUUCAUGAAAAGGACGCUUUAAUCGAAUCUUUAAAUAUACGAUUAGAUACUUCUCAACAGGUGAUCGCAGAACUGAGGGAGAAACAUGCUCCACAUGAUUUGCUCAGACAAUUGCGGCAAAAAGACUAUAUAAUCGAUAACUUGACCCAACAGGUUGAAAAUAUCGAUGCAGAUCUAAAGGAAAAAGAUGACGAGAUUGAAGCGCUUGCCUCUAAGUUGGCUGAAGAAGCAAAGCUGAUGGAAAAAUUAAAAGAACAAAAUUCACAAUUAGUCCCAUUACGAACAAAGGCAGAGGAGGCUGAGAAAAGAAGCGCUCAAUUAAGGCAACAAUUGACCGAAAAAGAACGAGUACUCGCUGACCUGGAGUACAAGUAUCGUGAGUCAUCACGAUCGGUAGAGGAUAGUGAUGAAAAAUUACGUGCACAGGAAAAAACAAUCAAUACACUUCGCCAAGAAAUUGUAGAAUUACAACGUGUACUGAACGCUCAAUCUGCAGAAAAUCGUGGACUUUUCAAUGAAAAUCAUCAUAUCCGUUCAAAUUUUCAAGGUCUCUUGGACGCCUUAUCCGAAAAAGAUCAAAAAAUCCUGCAGCUCGAUCAGCACAUUGAAAGUCUUCAACAACAGGCUGCCGCAGCUGCUGCCAAAAAUCAACUCGCUGUCGGAGGUGUUAAGGAUUCAAAGAACAAUAAAAAUGAAGUGCGAUUUAACGCUCUUCAAAAGGUAUUAAACACCAAAAUCGAGCAAUGCCGAGAUUACGAAAAGAAAAUUUCUCAGCUUGAAGAGGAGUAUUCCAAUCUCAAGAAACAAAUGGACGAUAAUAAGACCGCCGUGUCCGAAAAAGAUAUUAAGAUUCAACGAUUAGCCAAGAUUACUCGUGACUUAAAGGAAGAAGUAACGCAGCUCAAAGAGAAAAUGGAGGAAAAAGAGAAAGAGUUGACCAUUUUAAAGUCUCGUAUUCCUACUCCAGCUCCGGGGAGUGCACCUGCAGCCUCCAUCAGAUCAACCGCAAAGUCUGUCCGAUCGAGAGUCUCGUCCAUGUAUAGUUUGAGUGGAGGUGAAAGUAGCAGCGAUGAAGCAAAAGUCACCGGUCGUCGUGUUCGUAAAGCAGCAAGUCUCGGUGGAUUUGAAAGUCCAUUAAGAUCUCGAAGUGUGACUAGCACUAGCAUCACUUCGAGGCGGCUUUCGGAUGCCUCGAAGAAAUCUUCAGUCACUGUCAGUUCAAGGUUAUCAACAUCAACUUCAUUAUCAAGAACAAAAUCCUCUACAUCACUUUCAUCUGCUACUAAUGAUGGAGAAAGCGCAUUUAAGAAGAAGGCAGCAUUAACUAAACUUGCCGUCAAGCCUCAAGUCAAGCCUCGAGGACCUCCAAUCAAGCCAACUACGAGUACAGUUGACGUAUUGAAAAAGGCACCCAAAAAAGAAGUUAGCCCAAUUAAUCGUUCCGCAGUGACUCAGCGUAAACGUGAUAUGGUUGUAUUGACCAAUAUGUUAAGCGGAGUGGCAUCAGAUCGCAAGAAUCGUAUUUUAACGCCAGCACAAAGACGUGCUACGUCGAUGGCGACACCAUCAUCUGCGUUGACAAAUAGCAAAAAAAAGUUGACUGAUAAUGCCGUGUCCAGUGAUAGUGAUAGCGAACGUGUCAAGAGAACUGUCGCAUCAAAAGCCAGCACUCUAAAAAAGCCCAAUAGUAAUUUAGCGACCAUCGUCGAGAGAAUCCGCAAAGGUGAUGACAAUUCUGUGAAGCUCGCAAAUACUACUCAAAAUGGCAGCAGCAGUAAUGACUCUAAUGCUGCUGGUAAACAGAGAACUUCACUUGUACGUCCAUUACCUUCAAGAAAGCCGUCAUCGAACGCGUAA